AUGGCUACGGACAUUGUCCGGGAAGGCGUUCUCGGCAUUAACCAUGGUCGCUUCCUUACAGCCAUCAACAAGCCUUGCGGAAUCAGCUCGGCGCAAGUUAUCCGCGAGUGCCAAAAGGUCUUCAAUCCCUCAAAGUUCUUCAAGCCAAUGAUCGACGCCGAGAUCGCCAAGCGCAUGAACGAGUCCGGCCAGCAGUUCGCCCGUCGCAAGCAAAUCAAGAAGGCCUCGCAGGUCAAGAUGGGCCAUGGAGGAACCCUCGAUCCUCUUGCCACCGGCGUCCUCAUUCUGGGCAUUGGAUCUGGCACCAAGGUUCUGUCUCAGUUCCUCGAAUGCACCAAGACAUACGAGACCGUCAUCCUCUUCGGCGCAAGCACCGAUACCUACGAUCGAGUUGGUCGCAUCCUUACCAAGCGACCCUACGACCACAUCACCCGCGAAAAGGUUGAGAAGGAGCUUGCAAGCAUGAAGGGUCCCCUCACCCAGAUCCCACCUCUGUACUCUGCGCUCAAGAUGAACGGCAAACCCCUGUACGAGUACGCGCGAGAAGGCAAGCCUAUCCCUCGGGAGAUUGAGGGCAGAGAGGUCGAGAUCAAGGACAUUGAGCUUCUCGAAUGGUACGAACCUGGCAAGCACAGCCACCGAUGGCCAACCGAGGAGGCUGAGGCCGCAGAGCGGAAUCUGGCCGAGCAGGUCUGGAGGGUCAAGAAGCAGCAGGAGACCAACAAGAAGCUGAGCCCCGAGGAGAAGGAAGAAGACGACCAGGCGAUAGCGGCGCAUGAGUCUUUCAAGCGCAAGUUUGAGCAGCGCCAGGACGAGCUUAUUAAGGACGCCCCGGCAAAGCGAGCGCGACACUCCAAGAACCCCCCAAUGAUGUCGGGCGCUCUGGGACAGCUACCACAGCCCAUCUACAGUGAAAAGGGAACUCAUCUGGUUCCUGACGCACCUGACGAGAACACCCCCCCUCCCUGGAGCGACGAGGGCCCUCCCGCUGCCAGGGUGCGGUUGACAGUGACCUCCGGUUUCUACAUUCGAAGCUUCUGCCAUGAUCUGGGUGCCAAGAUGGACUCGGCCGCUCUCAUGGCUGAACUGUGCCGGUCUCGACAGAGCGACUUUUCUAUCGGCGGUACAAACUGUCUCGAGUUCGAUGACCUUUCCAAGGGCGAGGAGGUAUGGGCUCCUCAAGUCGCCAGCAUGCUGGAGCAGUGGAGCAACGAGAACAAGGAUAAGGCAACUGGCCCGUCUCCUGCUACCUCGCAGAGACCUCAGAAGAGGAAGCAUGAGUAUAAGAGCUCCAGCCCCGGCCCUGACUCUCCCAAGCACAAGCACCAGAAGCACCACCACAAGGACAAGGCAGAGAAGCGACGGCACUCCAAGUCCCCCGAAGGAUCCCGGUCAUCUCCCAAGGCCGAAGCCACCGAGUCCAAGGACGAUGCUAAGCAGGCCAAGGAGCCCAAGCCCAGCAAGAAGGAAGCCGAGCCUGCGAAGGAAGAAGCCAAGCCUAACAACGCUACCAGAUCUGACGAUGAAAAGUCUUGGAAUGGUAUCGAAGAUUGA
Molecule: messenger RNA, 1554 nt
Organism: Fusarium keratoplasticum
Lineage: Eukaryota; Fungi; Ascomycota; Sordariomycetes; Hypocreales; Nectriaceae
Product: TruB-N domain-containing protein
Exons: 2
Coding region: 1-1554 (517 amino acids)
Biological process (GO): mRNA pseudouridine synthesis; tRNA modification
Cellular component (GO): mitochondrion
Molecular function (GO): pseudouridine synthase activity; RNA binding
Source: RefSeq, a predicted model, not a curated record